AAAACAAAACAACAAGAAAAAACAGAAAAACCGAAAGGGAUCACCGGAAAGGGACCCAAAAGCCGACAAACUAGGAAGGGUCAUUGGAGGAGGGAGCACAGGGCUGCUCCAACAUGCUUGAGCGGCCGGGAAGCCCGGCGGCUCAAACAUCAAAACCUCGGAAGCUCAAAGGCUUCCGAGCAAAACCAACGCAGCGCCGGAGAAGGGGGGCAGAAGCAGGAGAGAAGGGAGAGAAAAGGGGGAUGGCUUCGAAGUUUUUGAAUCCACGUCCACUCCAUCUCCACCCUAUUUUCCUUUUUUUAUUCGAAUUUCUUCCCAUGGAAGAAGCAGUGCCGCUGCAAUCCGCCGAACAGCUCUGGUAUCCAAUCCUCCUUCACCGCCUUCCGACUAUUAUCUCAGCAAACAACAAAUCAUCGACUUGUUCCAAAACUGCAUUAAACUCGCCAGCGAAAAUGUCUGCUUCCUUUGGUCUUCUACAGAAAUGUUAAGUAAAUGCUUUAUCUGUGCUUGGAAAUUCAAUUGAUUAUUGCUAUUGUUGGAUACAUUUUUUAGAAAAUAAACAAGAGGAAUUCUUGGGAGUUGAAGCUUAUUGAUCAUCUUAGUGAUAUUAUCAAAGUUGAUGCUGCUGAAGGCGAUUCACAGACUAAUUUCCAAAGGGUAUGAACAACUUUUAUGAAACCAUAUAAAAUGGCUAUGCUAAA
Messenger RNA from Rubroshorea leprosula, 701 nucleotides. The record is from the annotation of a GenBank genome assembly. Lineage: Eukaryota; Viridiplantae; Streptophyta; Magnoliopsida; Malvales; Dipterocarpaceae.